AUGGGUACAAAGCGCUCCUGGGAAGGCCAAGCGGUCGUCAAAAUGGACUCCACGGAGUCCGCGAGUCCGACAAUCUCAAUCUUCGAGAACUUCCGCGACGAACUCGACGAGCACCAUGACCGCCGUGAACGCAUCAUCAAGGCGAGUCGCGACAUUACCGCACUCAGCAAGAAAAUAAUUUUCGCCCUACAGCGCGUCCGCACUACAGGCCAACCCAUCCCACCAAAUAUCACACAAGAGAACGACGCCCGCCUUGAACAGAUCCACAAACACUUUGCCUCCAUCGUCACCGACCUCGUCGGCAUCAAGUCCUGCCGGUACCAGCGCCAAAUCAGCGGCGGUGUCCAAGAGUUCAUCGAAGCAAUCUCGUUCGACCACUACCUCCGAACCGAAACAUUGAUCACCCACGCCGAAGUCGUGGCCCGAUUACCCGGCAUCCUGGUAACAGAGGAGGACUACCUGAUGGGCAUCUUCGAUCUCACAGGUGAAAUGAUGCGAUUUGCCGUGACAGCGCUGAGCUCCGGGAAGGUGACACCCACGGACGCUGCUAAAGCCGGGGUCCUCGUUGAUCUGCGCGCUAUCCGUGCUCGAUGCGAGGCGCUGAGUGUUCCGGGACGACACCGGGCAUUCAUGUAUAAAGAUCUUGCCAAGAAGAAAGAGGUUAUGCAGAAUAGUGUUGAGAAGGUGGAGCGCGCUGCUUACGGGAUUCUGGUGCGAGGGAGUGAGCGGCCGAGUGGAUGGACUCCGGAUUUGUCGGCGCCGGUGGAAGUUGAUACCCAUUGA
This is a messenger RNA of Penicillium daleae, 783 nucleotides long. Its product is annotated as translin family protein. Bases 1 to 783 code for a protein of 260 amino acids. The transcript is spliced from 2 exons. Gene Ontology annotation, molecular function: RNA binding; sequence-specific DNA binding; RNA endonuclease activity. Gene Ontology annotation, cellular component: cytoplasm; nucleus. Lineage: Eukaryota; Fungi; Ascomycota; Eurotiomycetes; Eurotiales; Aspergillaceae. The record is from RefSeq and is a predicted model, not a curated record.